Molecule: messenger RNA, 2917 nt
Organism: Aphidius gifuensis
Lineage: Eukaryota; Metazoa; Arthropoda; Insecta; Hymenoptera; Braconidae
Product: condensin complex subunit 3-like
Exons: 2
Coding region: 108-2681 (857 amino acids)
Biological process (GO): mitotic chromosome condensation
Cellular component (GO): condensed chromosome; cytoplasm; condensin complex
Source: RefSeq, a predicted model, not a curated record
UUCAAUUUUUGCAUGGCAUCAUUUUCCAUUUAUCAUCAUAAACAAUCAUAAACAAAAAUUAAUUGUAUUUAAUUGAUGAAUGAAUAUAGUUUUUUAAUCAACACAAAAUGCCAGCUAUAAAAAAAAUAUUUGAUUUAAUGUGUGAGGUAUUUACAAGAGCACAAGACAAACGUACAGCACAUGAUCAGUGUAUUGCAAUUUUAGCAAAGGCCUACAAAAAUUAUGAUUUCGAUGAAUUCUACGAGGCAUAUGAAAGAUGCAUUAAAAUACCUUUGUCAUAUGUACAAAAAGAAACAUUAAUUGAAAAUGCACUUGAAUUUGGUGCAUUAUUUGCGGUUAAGGUUACACCAGAAGUUGAAGAUGAUGAUGAUGAAGUAUCACCAUUUCUAAAACGUGUAUUUGAUUUUAUAUUAGAAAAACACAGUGCAAAAUUACCUGGUGUACGUUAUCGUAUAUGUUAUUUUUUAAAUUUAAUAUUAAAUUCAAUGGGUGAUAAUGCAUAUUUGAGUGAUGAAUUGUGUAAUGAUAUUAUUGCUGCAAUGCAUAAAAGAAUGAAAGAUAAAUCAGCAAAAGUACGUGUACAAGCUGUUUAUGCAUUGCACAGAAUGCAAGAACCUGGUGAUGAUGAAUGUGAAGUUAUUGACGCAUAUAUUUAUCAUCUAGCACAUGAUCCAAGCUCAGAUGUACGUAAAGCUAUUAUUAAAAAUAUUGGUAGAAAUAAAAAAACUCUACAAAGUGUUAUUGAAAGAAUACAUGAUAUUGAUUAUUCAGUUAGAAAAAUGGCAUAUUUAUUUUUAACUAAAAUAACACCAAAAUCAUUUAAAAUAAAACAACGUCGUGAAAUAUUAAAUAAUGGAUUACGAGAUAAAAAUGAUGAAGUAUCAAAAAUUGUCAGAGAAAUAUUAUUAAAAGCUUGGCUAUUAUAUUACGAUAAUGAAAUAACAAAAUUUUUAUAUGCAUUAGAUACUGAAAUAGCAACUGAUCUUGGUAUAAAUGUAUUAAAUAAUUUAUUUAAAGUAUUAACUGUUGAUGAUUUAAUCGAACAAUUGCCACUUGAUCAAGAUAAAAAAUUAAUACCAAUUGAUAAAUUGUCAAGUGAAAAUGUUUUAUUUUGGCAUUGUUUUUCUAAAUAUUUACAAGAAUCAAAAUUAACUGAAUUAUUUGAUCAAACAUUACCAGAGCUUAGUUAUUUUUGUGACCAUAUUAGACAAUAUGGUGAAAAUAUUGUCAACAAUGAAUCAACAGAAGAUGAAGAAAAAAUAACUGAGCAAGCUAUACUAUGUCAAUUGUUUGAAAUGACCAAACUUUAUGAUUUAUCUGAUGAAGUUGGAAGAAAUCGUUUAAAGCAAUUAAUUGAAGACACAUUAAUAAGUGAAAUACCAGAACUUAAACUAACAGAAGUAAUUGUUGAAAUAUACGAAAAGGUUGUACCUAAUAUAACAUCAAGAGUUAAUACAUUAACACAUAUUAUUAGUGAUAUUAGAAUGCCAUUGAGACACUCUGAUGAUAUUAAUUUACAAUCUGGUGAUGAAGAAAAAAAUGAUUCUUAUACAAUGUCAAAGUGCCUUGGUAUAAUGUGUGCAAUGUUAAGAUCACCAACAAUAACAUCAGUAACACCAAUUAUUAGAAAUUUAUUUAAUAGUGUUGCAUUAACAAGUGUUGAACAUGAUGAUAAAUAUGUACAAAUACAAGCACUAAAUGCUGUAGGUCUUUGUCUAUUUUUAGACUCUGAAUUAGCUCAAAAACAUAUACCAAUGUUUUUCAUGGUAUUCACUGAUAGUGAUAAUGAUUUUCAUGAACAUUGGAUAAUGUCAUUGGGUAUUAUAUUUGAUUUGUUUUUAAAACAUGGUCUUGAUCAUUUUAAUCUUGUUGAUCCAGCUGAUGAUGAUGAAGAUGAUGAUAAUGAAAAAACAACAAGUUUUGAAGCAUCACAAUUGGAUACACCAAAUAAUCAUGUUAUUAAAAUGUUAUUAGCUUUAUUUCAUUAUGAAGUACCAGCAAUACAAUUAAAAGCUGUUGAAGGUUUUAUCAAGCUUUUACUUAUGGGAAGAAUAAAUAGUGUACAAAUUGUUUCACGUCUUAUUGUACUACUUCAUAAUCCAGAUUAUCGUAAUCCACAUCUUAAAGAAGCUGUUAAAUCAUUCUUUGAAUAUUAUCCAUUAUUGAGAAAAGAAAAUCAAAAAAUACUUGAAAAAUCAUUUCUACCAACAAUACUUGAUAUAUUUAAUGCACCAUCUGAUAGUAAAUUAUUUAGUAUUGAUCCUUCUAUUGUUGGUCAUUUUAUUUUGGAUUUAACAAGAUAUAAAAUUUAUAAAACAGAAACAGAAGAUGGUCAUUAUACUGCUCAUAAUAAUAUUUCAUAUGAAAUUCUAAAAGAAAUUGUUAAUCCUCAAAGUGAACAUGAUGUAAUAACUCUUAUUAAAUGUUUGAGUUAUGUUAAUAUUAAAAUAACUGAUGAGGCAUUACAAAAUGAAAUGCUAGAAAUGUGUGAUGCUGUUAUAAAAGAAUUGUCAAGCAGAAACAAAAGUACCUUGAUGAGUUUUAAAAAAUUUUGUAAUUCAAUAAAACCAAAUGAACAAGUUGGUGAUAAUGUUCCAGAAGAACAAGAAGAACAAGAAGAACCAGAAGAACCUGUUGAUGAUCAUGAUAAUAUUGAGGAUGAUGAUUCUGACCUAGAAUAAAAUUAUUACAACUUAUUUUUAAUUGUUAUUCUAAGUUUUUUUCUUUUUUUACUUUUAUAAAUAAAUUAUUAAAUUCAUUCAUUUAAAUUUUCAUGGUAAUUUUAAUUUUUAAAAACAUUAUUAUUCUGUAAUUAUUAAUAUUAUUAAAAACAAUAUGUUGAGUAAAAAUAAAUCAUUAAAAAAAAAAUGUACAAGCAACAUAAAAAUGCUAAAAACAUUUAGUUUUUUACAAAGAA